Molecule: messenger RNA, 844 nt
Organism: Chrysochloris asiatica (Cape golden mole)
Lineage: Eukaryota; Metazoa; Chordata; Mammalia; Afrosoricida; Chrysochloridae
Gene: HUS1
Product: HUS1 checkpoint homolog (S. pombe)
Exons: 8
Coding region: 2-844 (280 amino acids)
Biological process (GO): telomere maintenance; double-strand break repair via homologous recombination; mitotic DNA replication checkpoint signaling
Cellular component (GO): site of double-strand break; nucleolus; checkpoint clamp complex
Source: RefSeq, a predicted model, not a curated record
CAUGAAGUUCCGGGCCAAGAUAGUAGACACUGCUUGUCUAAACCACUUCACGCGAAUCAGUAACAUGAUAGCCAAGCUUGCCAAAACUUGCACCCUCCGCAUCAGUCCGGAGAAGCUGAACUUCAUCCUUUUAGAUAAGGUGGCCAAUGGAGGGGUGAGCAUGUGGUGUGAACUGGAACAGGAGAACUUCUUCAGUGAGUUUCAAAUGGAAGGGAUCUCUGCAGAAAACAAUGAGAUUUAUGUAGAGCUGGUAUCGGAAAACUUAUCUCGAGCCUUGAAAACGACCCAGAAUGCCAGAGCCUUGAAAAUCAAGCUGACUAACAAGCAUUUCCCGUGCCUUACAGUCUCUGUAGAACUGUUCUCUGUAUCAAGUAGUAGUCGCAUUGUGACACACGACAUCCCCAUAAAGGUUAUUCCUAGAAAACUAUGGAAGGAUUUACAAGAACCGACAGUUCCAGACUCUGAUGUCAGUAUUUACUUGCCAGUGUUAAAGACUAUGAAGAGUGUUGUGGAGAAAAUGAAAAACAUCAGCAAUCAUCUUGUUAUUGAAGCAAACCUAAAUGGAGAAUUGAACUUGAAAAUAGAAACUGAAUUAGUGUGUGUUACAACUCAUUUUAAAGAUCUUGGAAGUCCCCAAUUAGUCUCUGAUAGUGCUUCUCAAGGCAGAAACGUGGAACAGAUGGCAGAGGUAUGCAUAGAUAUUAAGAAGCUCCUACAGUUCCUUGCUGGACAACAAGUAAAUCCAACAAAGGCCUUGUGCAAUAUUGUGAAUAACAGGAUUGUUCAUUUUGAUUUGCUUCUUGAAGAUGUGUCACUUCAAUAUUUCAUUCCAGCAUUGUCGUAA